Messenger RNA from Sinocyclocheilus rhinocerous, 3185 nucleotides. RefSeq names its product ataxin-7-like protein 1. The record is from RefSeq and is a predicted model, not a curated record. The coding region runs from base 425 to 2023 and encodes 532 amino acids. The transcript has 10 exons. Lineage: Eukaryota; Metazoa; Chordata; Actinopteri; Cypriniformes; Cyprinidae.
UCUUGAAGCCGAGCGCAGCCGAGCGCAGCCGAACGCUGGCCGAACUCUGGCGAAGGUGGCGUCAUAUGUUUCUCUCGCUCGCUCGUCUCGUCUCGCUGUCUGUGAAGGAAGAAGGAAGAAGGAAGAGCAAUGGCGACGCUGUACCGCCGCGCGCACAAACUGCACACAGGAGCCACAGCACACACUAUCUUUACUCUGAUACUGCUGGGAAGAAGCUCUUGAAGGGUUCAGAGGUGAUCAAACUCAGUAAAGCAGAUAUGCUUUUGUAUGGUCCCGUCCCAACCCAUGAGGAUUUCAAACCUGUCGUUUGCAAUGCCUGCAACAAAGUCGUUGAGCCUCAGGACGUCCUGACUCAUUACGGUAGUUGGGGAAUAGUUGAACACUGAGUAGAGAGGACCGCGUCCACCUCGAGCUCUCCAGAGCCAUGCAUAGCAAGAACCAGAGGAGACACUGCUCACCCAGCAGCUCCAGGACCCCUCUAGUUCCUGUCAAGGCCAAGAUGUCGGUGGGCCAGAGCGAGGUGGAGCCCCUUCCCUUCCGGGUUCCUUGCGAUUACCCACACUCACGCUUCAGCAAGGCGCCGCUGGCCGUCUAUCCACCCAAAGGAGCCCGAGCCAAGGCCUGCGUGUCUUUACCUGUGGUGAGUCUGGAGAAGAUGCCGUGUUUCAGCCGAACAGAGGGAGCGCACAUCAAAGUCACCUCCACGUCUCCCACGGCGGGUUCUUCUCUUUCUUUCUCUUCCACGUCUUCCUCUCCAUCUUCCGCUCCUCUCAAGUCCUCCUUGACGUCACCAGCAUCUCACAAGAACCAGGAGAAGUUCCUGAACGGUCGCGGUCCUGUGACGCCUCGCUCCACCACGCCCCCCUCGCUGAUUGACAGGCGGCCCAGCCCGUCACGGUCGCCCUUGGAGAAACGGCCCGCCCCCUCGCCCUCCCCACAGGACAGGAGACCCGCGGCCUCCACGUCUCCAUCUCCAUCCCCGUCGGACCGGAGACCGAUAGUCCCUCCUUCUCCCCCAGACAAGAAGCAUCAGAACGGAGCCAAAGGCGGGCGGCACCGGAGAGUGUCGGCGUCUGGUGCAGUCGUGUUCAGCUCUGCGCCCGUUCCUCCUCCUGAACCUGUGCCCGGCUGGCAGCGUCUGUCCAGCGAUGAAGGAGAAACUGACCUCCCUGAGGAGUCCGAGAGGCUGCUGUGCCACUAUUCUCCACAGCACCCGCGACCCCUGAGCUGCUGUGCAUUCAGCAGUCGGUUGAUGGGACAGGGUCACUACGUGUUCGACAGGCGGUGGGACCGGGUGCGGCUGGCACUCCACUGCAUGGUGGAAAAACACGUCAACUCUCUCAUGUGGAGGAAAGUCCCCCAAGCGGUGGAGAGCGUGACAAGCCCGACUGAAGUUUCUCCCCUCGGCUCUCCGUUCGUCUCCAACCACGCGCUCACGGCUCCUCUGGACGGCGUCUCCAUGGUCUCAUACUCCACCUCUUUCUCUCAUAACGGAGGUGGGGUUUUCUGCAUCCGGGACCCCGAACCCAGACCCAGACCACAGCGGAAUAAACCGGCCAAGCCGCCCAAAGCCUCAGGGGACAGAACAGGAUCUAAAAAGCGGAAAGCACCUCCCGCCUCUGAGUCACGAAAGAGUGGGACCAGCGGGAACAGCUACCAUCUGCCACUGGGCGUGGCGCACAUCAGUAACGGGACGGCGGCCCUUAGCGUGCGGGCCAAGCAACGGCCGGGGGGCCAGGGGCCGAGGGACCAAGACAAGGACGGGAGCGUGGAGCUGUCCCUCCCGCAGGCGCUCACCGGGGAUCACGGGGGCAUCUCGUCCCACAGCCCGCUGCCCUACGGAUCCUCUGAUGGGAGGAAGAGGAAGAGCUCUGGAUCGAGCGCCGGCAGCGACAAACCCAGCAAAAGCACCAAAUCCACAGCACUGGAUGGGAUAUUCAGGAAGAGCAGCAGCGGUUUGCUGCCGUCAGUCGCCGAAUCGCCCCACCGCGCCCUCCCCAGACAGCCCAAGGUCCCUCACUGAUGCAGUGUGAGUUUGAGAAGAGCUUCGGACGUCCUGAGAGACACUGUGUCUGUCCUGCCUUGAUCCCACCGCUGCCUCUUAUCACUCUACGGUUGAGUCACGUCCUUUGUGUCCUCCUUUCCAACAGAGCUUCUUCCGUUCCGUUCCCGUUAGGAAUAAACUCUACAUCUGCCAGCUUAUCCAAGAAUGAUUUCUCACGUUUCCUUUGAAAUGACACAAACUUCAGUUUCAUGCAGAUUCAGAUUUUGAUUUAACCAGUACACAACCCGUUUCAGACAUUGCGCGAUAUGGAGUUUUAUUUUUUAUUUUCACUUAGAUGGGGACAACAUGAAGGGGAAGCCCUUCAGACUCAACCGUGUCGAUCGAUUAAGUGCACUUAAUUUCAAAUCUGAACUACGUACAAAGGAGGGGAAAAAACGUUUCAAACAAGGGAAUAUUUUACAGACGCUUUUUCGGCAAGUUGUAUUUUUCUAAACGGAAUGAAUUCAGGUUUUUGAGUAUUUGUUUUUGACACACAAGUGUUCGUGGAUUUAACAAAAAAGAAAAAGAAAAAAAAGACAGAACUCGCACCCCUGUUGUAAAGCAACUUUAACCGGUCAUGAAUUUUGUAUAAUAAUUUAUCCUUUAUUAAUUUUCUAACUGACCCGGUUAGUGCUUCACACGUUGAGCAGAAGUAUAUUUGUAUGCCUUUUUAAUAGUUUAAAGUAUUAUAGAGACCCUAUUGUUGGAAAUGUGUGUACAUAUCUUUUAUUAUAAUUGUUUUGUUUUGUAUUUAUUGUUCGUAUCUCUCAGAGGUUCAAGGAUUUAGUGGUUUCUAUCUUCCUCAGUCGUAUGUAUCUUCUAAAGAUGGUUGGUUAUGAAAGGACCUUGCAUCCUUCGCUUGUUCCAUUUAUACUCUCUGAUUAUGUUUUUAAGGAAUACUAACUGAAAUGAUGAUGUACCCACAGGAUCCCAGUCUUUUCUAGAGGAAAGGUACAUUGCUGUGAGCCAGUAUUGGCAGUCGGCCGAGGUCUGUUGCCAAUUUAGUUUUUUCAAGAUGUUGUUCGGUCAUAUGUGCACAUUUUAGUGUCUAACCAUCAGGAAUGAAGACCUUCUCAAAGAGUUAACGGAGAAAUGUUUGCUGUUUACUUUCUGUUUACACUGUCGUUUUAUUUAUUUUUAA